Gongylonema pulchrum is the source of this 510-nucleotide messenger RNA. The record is from the annotation of a GenBank genome assembly. Lineage: Eukaryota; Metazoa; Nematoda; Chromadorea; Rhabditida; Gongylonematidae.
ACCGAUGGAAUGCAUGCAAAUGACCAAAUUCGCCCUGGAAGUGAUUAUCCUGAAACGCUGUCAGAAGGCACGAAGAUUUUGAAGGGUGAAUAUGUCUUGAAAGCUAUACGACAAUGCAACAUGGAUCAGGGCAUAAUUUUUUGCCGUACAAAAUUGGACUGUGAUAAUCUUGAAACAUACAUGAAGCGCAAAGCACCAGGUAAUUAUUUCUUACGUAGAAGAAUGGGUUUGGCAAUUUCACUGGUUUCGACACAUCAGGAAAAAGUUUGGUACCAUCAGUGCCCUUCGCGUGGUGUUAAUUGUCAUAAUACAGCUUUAACAACACAGCGUGGUUGCGCAAUAUGGUAUGAUGAAACAAAGCUUCUGGAUGAAAUCGAAGAGCACUUGGGAUCACUCUACGAGGGUCAUGCUGUUCAGCUGUCUGGUGCGGUAGCCCAUCUUGCAGAUCUGGAACGUUCCUUGCAACUUUCAUAUUUGCGAAUGUUCAUGCCAGCCGAGAAAGCGAAAUAA